Molecule: messenger RNA, 5189 nt
Organism: Frankliniella occidentalis (western flower thrips)
Lineage: Eukaryota; Metazoa; Arthropoda; Insecta; Thysanoptera; Thripidae
Gene: Rgk3
Product: GTP-binding protein REM 1
Exons: 6
Coding region: 264-1601 (445 amino acids)
Cellular component (GO): plasma membrane
Molecular function (GO): calcium channel regulator activity; GTP binding; GTPase activity
Source: RefSeq, a predicted model, not a curated record
AGUGGCGCUGCCGGGGUAGCGGCCGUAGCGUAGCGCGGCGGCCCGAGGCAGGCGCGCGGCCGACAGGCGGGGCGGGACCCCCCAGUCCCACAGUCGUGGCCGCACAGCCGUCGGGGUCGGGGGUGGUGUUUCGCCUUGCUGUCGCCUCGCCUCGCCCAGCCCCGCCGCUCGUCGCUCGUCGCAACACGUCGCCAGUCGGCGCGCCGGUCCGCUCCGGCCGAGGCUCCGGCCGACACGCGGAGCGACACGCGCAGCGCGCGGACAUGGACAUGACGGCGGACGACAUGUUCCGCUCCGCGCAGCGCAAAGGACGCUCCGCCUCCAUCUGCGCGCCCAGCUUCUCCUCCAUGGAGGCCAUGGUCACGGCCGCGUCCACGCCGCCCGAUUCCGGGACGCCGUCGAGCAACCGGAGGACGGGGCGGCGGCCGGCCACGCGCUCGCACAGCGCCCGCAUGUCGGGCGCCAACAAGAGCGUCCGGCCCAGGCCCGCCCAGGAGCACCACCACAGCAACACCAGCAUGCGCUCUGGCAACUCGGAGCCGCGCCUCAACCACCACGGUGACAGCCUGGACGCGCCGCGCAUCGGCGUGACGGGCGCCUCCGGCUCCAACACCCCCGAGAGCUCGCCCGCGGGCGUGCGCAGGCGGCCGGCGGGGGGCCGGCGCGCCUCCUCCAUGCACCACGCGCACACGGGCACCGUGCACCGGGACCACCACCAGCACCGCAAGUCCACCGCCUUCCUCGACGUCCCCGACCUGGGCCACGCCCGGGGGCCCGACGAGGACGAGGACUCGUAUCGGCUGCGCUCCUUCAGCGCCACGUCCAAAGGUGUUGUGAACCGAGGCGACUCGUUCCGGCGCCGGCGGUCCCGAAGCAACUCCUUGCUGCCCGCGGAUGCCACGCCGCUGCUCAGAUCGCCCGCCGCCCCUGCUGCCCCGACCAUUCCCACCGUCUCCGACCACGACUCCUACCGCGUGGCCAUGCUGGGCGCGCGCGGCGUCGGGAAAUCAGCCCUCAUUUCCCAGUUUAUGACGUCUGAGUGCAUCAACGCCUAUGACAGGCAGAGAGACAUACCCAAGGAGCAAUCUGUAUCAAUCAUGCUAAACGGGGAGGAGUCAGAGCUGCAGUUCAUUAACAUAAGCAAUACAAAGGAGCUGGAGAAUGGAGAACCUUGUGCAGCACUAGUCAUGAUGUAUUCCGUGGUAGAUAAGGCUUCGUUCCAAAAAGCUGAGCAAGACCUACAACGUUUGCAAGAAAUUGGCAUGCUUCGAAACCGAGCAGUAAUAAUGGUGGGCACCAAGGUGGACCUAGCAAGAAGUAGAGCCAUCUCAACCCAAGAUGGAAAAUGCCUUGCGUGCACCUACAAGGUGAAGUUUAUUGAGAUCUCUGUGGGAAUCAACCACAACGUCGACGAGCUCCUUGUCGGCAUCCUCAGCCAAAUUCGUCUCAAGGCUACCUUGACGGAAAGGGAGGGCGGUGCCCAUUGGUACAAGAACAGAGGAGUGGUGAGGGCAUCAAUGAAGGCUAGGCAAAUGUUUACCUGGAUAUUUGGAAAAGAAGACAGCAAAUUCAAAAACUGUGAAAACCUCAAUGUGGCCUAGGAUUUUAAUUUCACAAAUGUUAAUAUAUAUAUGUUUUUAAAAAUUACCAAAAACUAGAGAGUGAUUUGAGAUGCUGAGAAGUUAUUUUCAAAGUAUUAAAAGCAUAACGAAGCAAAUUAGUUUACCAAUUAAAACUAUGGGGACAAAUCUAAAGAUAGAGUAAGUCAUGGCAUGGUUGCUUAUGCCAUACAGUCCGCGACGUAAACAAACAUAAAAAUCAAAUCUAUGAAGUGAAAUGUGGAAAUCGUGUUAUGUAGGAAUCAUUUCGCGAAUACUCUCGUACGGACAUUCGUAUUUUUGAUGCAUCAUGUGUGCUGAAAGCACCAACAUCCAGAAAAGCGUUUACUUGAUUUAUUCAAUAAUUUAUUCAGGAUUCAAGAACAAUGCGCUCGUCUUGAGAGCAUUUUGAUUGUAGCCAGUAAAAAAACAAGCAGAGUCCUCAAAUAAAUCAAGUACAUGACAAAUCAAGUCCAUCGUGCUUAUAUUUUGAUUGCACUGAGAAUCGACGCGAUAUCAAAUCGAUAUUAAAAUAAUUUCAAAUAAGAAAUGUGUCGGUUUGAGGAUCUUCUCAUUAUCGAUUCGACACGAAAAUCGACAAUAUUCUCACUGAGUUUCGUUUUAAAGAUGAAGUAUUCGUAUUUUUGUGCGCGAUAGAUUUUGCCCUUUAUGUUCAAGUGUGUGACAAAAGACAAUGAAUAUAAUGGCUACGAUAAAUGUCAAUCGUGUUAUACAAAAAAACAGGGUGAGUGUUUUAAGCUGGAUUUUUUUUGGUAUACUGUACCAUACCGAGUAGGUAACACGUAAGGCGCCGUGGACAGGUACGGUACAGUCUAAACUACAGAAGUGCGCGGGGUUAAUCAGCCACCUGGUAUGUAAGCAUCUCAGAAUUAUUUUUUUUCUUUGGUUAUUCAAGCCCAUUUGCAUUAGCAAAUUUGAGGCUAUGAUGCAUCUAUUGUUCAGUGGUUCAGCUUUUCUCCUUUCUUCAUUAUUGGGAUCGCCUUGAGAGUUUUCCCUAGAUUCAUUAGGGGAAUUGCUGGAGCUUAGCGCCUGCGAGACUCGGGGUAGGCCAGCCCGCGAUACAUGCCUGUACUGAGGGCAAGAUAUUGCCUACCUACCAGGCGCUACGGGAGCUCUUCUUAACGGCUAGAGACUUUGAAAUUUUUUAACGGCGAAUGACGGACGUACUUUUUUUUGACGAUCCUUUAGUUAAUCGAGCCAUAAAACGCCUCAAGCAAUCUAUGCAUACUGCUUGGAUUAACCAUACACACAGAGGCCUCGGCUCCCACCACGGACCACGGUGCCUUAACGGCCCGGGCCCGUGCACGUUCGCAGCCUGUCCACACACCUGCAUGUGGUACAGAAUAACCAGAAAAAAAAACGGCGUUGAACACCCACCCUGCAGAAAUCACCUAUUUUGCUUCUCGGGGUUCAUGGAACUCUAUUAUUCUAAUUGAAACUGGAAACUUUACGACUUACUCGGCAUACUGAACUACAAGAUAGCUUAUUCGAUUUAAACCACAAAAAGUGAACGUGCCAUGUCAAAUGAGGGUUUCCAAAAUGUGUCACGCUAGGGCGACAUACCAAAAUGUGCGCCCCUGUUGCUGUUUGUACAUAUAUACAUGUUAGUGUGUCUUUGUUGUGAUGCUGAUCUUCAAGUAUCUCAUAACAUAUUAGAAAGUUAUUUUUGUAUCCCCAAAUCUUAAGAAUCUGCCAGACCAGAAUUUUGCAAACAUCUACUGACCAAAAUCGAAGCUUAUCCUGUAAGGACAUAAAAUGAACUUGUUAUAUUUUGGUUGUUCGUUGAACUUUUCUUUUAAACUACGGCAGUCUCUGAAGACAAUUUAUAAAUAUCAUAUUUUGUUAUCUAUUGCAGUAAUUGUUAGGCCUACAACGAACUGGAUCUCUUCUGACAUGUUCCGGAAAAACCUACUAAAACCUGGGUGAUUUUUUUGAAUUUAUGUAGGGUUCAGAACAGGUACGUCAUAAAUUCCUGUCUGAAAACUACUGUAUGCGUUGCACGCUGGAAAAGUAACUUACGUUUGAUCACUUAAUGUGAGAGGCCGUUUAGGGAACGGUCUGCUGCAUAACAUUUUAAUUUAAUUGAAAAUAUUGAAAAUGUUAUUUUGGAGCUCUAUUCCUCGACCUCUUUCUUUGGUACAAAACUUCCAAGCUGACCAGCGGUUGCGUGAAUAUGUGACUUGCCCUGUAUUGGUCCCGCGCGAUAAUAAAACUUAUGUGUUCUAAAAACACGCGUUUGACGAUACCUUCUAGGUGGUCCUUUGGUUCAUGGCGUAACAUUCCUUAGGCCCUGCAGGCCCAAUUUUAUUUAACGGUGUAGUCGGACACUCCUCCCAAAAAUGAAUGCACUUGUCCCAUUGUCAGCUUCUGAAAAUGUUCUCCUAUAAACGUUCCCCGGCGGGUUGGAAUGAGCCUCUACAUUGGGAUUUUAAGAGCUGGCCGUUGGCAGUGCCUUGUAGGUGCUACCAGCAUUGGGCAGGCUAAAUUAAAGAGGGUGACCACGUUCAUUGUGGGGACACCUUUACCCCGCUGCUUAUUUCACUUCACCCCGGAAUAAACGUGUUAGAAGUAUACCGGGUACAAUCACUCACUGACGGACGAUUAUGUACACAUUUCUUUAUGCCCUUUGAAUCCAUGUGCAUGAUAAGUCGAUGGACAUAACAGAAGGUGUGCAAUUUAAACUGACCUGGUGUCGAGGCUAAGACAGUACGUUGGGCUGCCUAUGAACUGACUGCGGGCAGGUGCGGGGCUUGUGGCGAGGGAGUCUCCCCACCACCAGUACGUUGGGCUGCCUAUACACUGGCGGGCUGCAGGCGCGGGGUGGGUAGCGGGGAAGUGGCAGCUAGCCCAUUGCUCUCCCUCCACCCGCCCGCGCCUGCACCCCCUUCAGCCGGUGCAUAGGCAACCCAACUUACUGGCAUGUCUUAGCCUGGACACCCGGUACCAUUAAAGUGUCGCCGUGGUGGGCCGGGAUCGUCCCACAGACGCCUGCCAGUGUGGCACUGCCGGUACGAAUGGCAAACAGAUCAGCGGAAGGUCCCAUGGAGACAACCUAGAUCUAUCCAUUUUUGUACGGGACUCCGUGGACAUUGUCUAGGGGAACAGUUCAUAAAGACGAGGGGGCAACGCGCUUUCUCGCGGCGUAUCACCCUUAAUAUAGGGAUUUAGCUACGUCCCAUUAGGGAAAGUUAUUGCCACAGGGAAAGUUUUACUAUGGAGGGAUCUUCGGCCGUCUACGUAUUUAUACAAUUGGAUUCGCACACUGUUGGGCAUGUUGUCUUAUCAUAAGUGAUAAACUUCUGUUCGGAAUAUGUAAAGCAGCCAUUUGACUUCCCAUUGUGACAAUAAGAGCCCUAAUUUUUUAAAAAAAUCGGGUACUAUAGCGUUGAGUCAAACGGUCUAUUUUCAAAUUCUGAGAAUAGUACCUUUAGGUAGCUUCCUUACCAGCGAGAUACGAGUGAGAAUCCCCUAUCUUCCAUUUUAUCGUACCAUAAUAGCAUUGUGUGACCUUAGAUUGUUGUCCAUGAAUGUUCUGGUCUUUUCCAAAAAUAAACGUCUUGUAUACAGAAA